Molecule: messenger RNA, 14861 nt
Organism: Coregonus sp. 'balchen'
Lineage: Eukaryota; Metazoa; Chordata; Actinopteri; Salmoniformes; Salmonidae
Source: the annotation of a GenBank genome assembly
UGUCGGUACUUUUGAAGGGUUGCCCUGCAGGACAUCCAAUAAGAAACUGUUUCAGGAUAGAGAGCAAAACAUAAAAGGAAGAAAGCGGAGGAUAACAGGAGAAGAGUUGCCCCAGGUAAAUGUUUAAUCUAUACCUGCCUCAUAUUUAUCAGAAUCUACUGUAUGUUGUCUCAAGGUUAUAGUGAACAUUGUCUACCCAGGUCUAGCCAUGCAGUACCUGACUGGAAAAUCUGUGCAUAUGACCUUCCUUGGUGCAGGUAGACAGUAUUUCUUGAUGUUCAAUGUACUAUAGCAAGUUGCUAUUUUCAAUUAAAUUGUGCUCCUUUGUUAUGUACCGCAACUACCUUGCAUUUAGGAGGGACACGGCUACAUAUAGAAGUACAGUCAUAGCUUAUUUUGGGUUUUACCAUAGAAAUGAGGGUGCAGUGAGGUAAGAACUAUCCUCUCUGCUUCUCAGAUUUCUGUCACAUUAAAGGGAUACCUCCGCUAAGUUCUCUCCUGAGUCCUAAUAGUGGACUUAGUAGAAAGUGUUUUAUUAAAACAUGUCCCAGGAUUCCCGCUCUUUCUAGAUUGACAUUUGUGUAAUGGUGUAAUGUUAUAUUUACGAGGGAACAGUGGGACAGCAUGUCUAUUUUGUCAGAGGUGUUUAUAAAAUGUGACCAGGACCACACACACAAUGUAUCAAAACAACCCCCCUCCCUGGUAGUUGUUAUUGUGGCAGGUAAAGAUAUACCUCUUGCCAGCUCCCGUAUUGUAGUGAUGUGGUAGGGACAUUGAUAUGACAUACUGAUGAGGGCACAUGGGUGCAGGACAGGAUGUUUUUUGACCUCAUGCCUCUGUCUACAUAUAAGGGAAGACUAUGUUGGCCUAAUUAUUUGAAUGGCAGAUAGUUGUCUUCCAGAUGUUGUGUUCUUUAGCUUGUUUACAAAUAAAGGCUCCACCUCAACACAAACAUUUUACAUUGUUUCCAGCUCAGAUUGAGAUGGAUUUUUUAAUUUUGAUCUGUUUAGAAUAGUCAGCCAGCCACUUUUGAUUGUUUGUGGGAAACAGACCUGGGCAGAAAAUAGUUAUAUUUUGUAGUUUAUGUAGUCAAAUAUAGUUUCAACUAAAAGGCAACUAUUUUCUUUUGAUAUUCAAAUACAGGUUGCAGAAAACCAAAUAUUAUUUGAAGGUAUUUGAAUAUAAGGAAGUUAUUUGAAAACAACAAAUAUGUAUUUGAAGGCUGCAAAAUAUAUGAUGAAGAACCAAAAACUACAACAGUUAGUUGAAUUAGUGUACAAAUAUGAUCAGAAGAACAUGGUUUGGAGGGCUCUUUGAUAUGAAUCUUAAUAUAGCCGAUAGUCUAGAAUCAAAUACAUGAGGUGCAUGGAAUCACCUCAACAUUAGAGUAGACCACUUUUGAAGCUUCAAAUACAUUUUCAUAAUGAGUCAGACAUAAGAUGAUACAGUAACACUUGACUGACUAUCUAUCUAUCUAUCUAUCUAUCUAUCUAUCUAUCUAUCUAUCUAUCUAUCUAUCUAUCUAUCUAUCUAUCUAUCUAUCUAUCUAUCUAUCUAUCUAUCUAUCUAUCUAUCACACUGUAUCAGAUAAAGAAAGACAGACAUCCCUUUUAUUAAAGGUAGGUCAUUCAAGUGAUGUUGGCCAUGUUUUUAAAAAAGUGUAGUAACUUUGGAACUUUCUUUAUAAUUGCACACUAAUGGAGUUAUUACAUACAUUGAAUAAGGAACAGUCAAACUCUCAGCUCAUUGCUAGGCAAUUAAAAUGUUAUUACCAAAAUAUUAUGUAACAACAUGCUAAUCAACUGUUGCUCCAAAAGUAAUUUGUUUUAUUACAGGCACAAUAACUUUUUAAUGUUAUGUCUUACUGAGAACGCUAACAGUAACAAUAUGGCUAUUAAGUGUAGAAAGGAAACUCAAUAUCCCAAAACUGCUUUCUUGAAUCAAAUACAGCCAAGGUAGGUUGAAAAUCAUGUUAGUUUGUAUACUAAGUAAACUAUCCCUUUAAAAAUUGUAUAGUGUGUGUUGGAAACAAGAACACUUAUCUGUACUAAAUAUAUUUGGGAGAAUGGACAUUUACAAAAUGUUCAGAUAGAAAUGUAUUGUGUAGCUCAAAUGAAGUUUCAUUUCAAAACGCUAUAUAUCCAUUUUCAGAAAUGUUGGUAAAUUAGCUUUUAUUGUUUAAAGAACUUUGAAAGAGAUGGAAUGGAUUUGUUCAUAGACAGAGACAUGUAUUUGUUUGAAAUCUAUCACUUGAUGGUUUCCUUUCAGAGAGACAAAUAAUCAUGUUUUGUUGCAAAAUGCCAUCUGCCUCACUCUCAGAGAAAUAAGUAGUACUGUUAGGAGGUUUUACACAGUCAAAUCUGACAAAUAACUAUUUUUUAAAUAAAGAACUGUACAAAUUAUACAUUUGUGACAUCAAUAUUUUUUUCAAUACAAAAAUUAAUCAAUACAGUAAUAUGAGAUCUGUAUGUAAAAUAUUUACAUUUACAUUUUAUUCAAUUAGCAGAUGCAUUAAUCUUAAAAUAGUUAGGUGAGACAACCACAUAUCAAAGUCAAAUAUACAGGAUACGAACAUUCCAUUUCAGCUAAACAAUGGAUAUAUAGCGUUUUGCAACAACUCGUUUUAAUACAUCUAAAAUCUAUAAAUUAAGAAUCUUUAAGAAUCUGAGAAUAUUUUACACACAAAAAAACACUUGUGAAAAAGUGGAGUAUAGAUUUUUGGAACGAAACGCUUCAAAUAUGACUGUCAGACUGGAAUAGUAUAGGAUGUUGUGUGUCCUCUAUUCAUUCUAUCUUCAACAUGCAGUUCCAGAUACAGCCCUGCCAUUAGUUGAAGGCAGCCAAUCCAAUAGUUUCAGAAAAGCAGUCACUUCCUGAGAUCUGUAUUUAAAUAAUUUGUCAAAGUAGUUGCUUUCUCAGAUCUGUAUUCAAAUAGUUUACAGAAGUAGUUACUUUCUGAGAUCUGUAUUCAAAUAGUUUUAAAAAGUAGUACUUUAUUGGGAUCUGUUAUUCAAAUAGUUGUAGUCACCUCCAAAGUAACUAUUUGUUCCCCUGGAAAAAUAGUUACUUUCCACAAAGCAUAGUUAAAACUAAAGUUAUCACAGUUUUGGUGGGAAAAUCUACUUACCUCUCCCUCUUGUAUUUUACAGGUACCAGAUGAUUCUGAUAUCUCGGCCUAAGCCAAUACAGGCCCAGCUCCUAGCACCCUGUUGGUUGUCUUUGUCCCCAGCCGGCUACAUCCAAGCUAAAGAUGGGUCGGUUCCUCAACAUAAACCUCUGUGUGAGUCACCUGGGAGGGAGGACGUUAAGACUGUACUGCAAGCUCAGGUACCUCAUAACCAGCCUUAGAACCUUCCCUCACCUGGCCAAGACACCCCUAGCCUUGGACUUCCGUAGCUACUCCUUGCCUUCCUCUCCCCUGCCUCCCAGCUUUCCAAGGAAAGGCGCCCCCAAGAGCUUAAGGUUCAAACACAGGAGCUUGACCCCUGAGUACCUCCUUGGGGGUGGUACCAGAGGGGUGAGAUACUCCCAGGCGGUCCGUGUCUACUCAACCUUGAGUAGGCAUGAGUUGAAGGCUGAGGCCCCCAUCGGGGUCCUUCGCGAGAACAGCCUUCAGGAGGACAGCCAGACACCCUUUCAGCUGAGCAUGCUUUGUCUGGGUGAUUCUUUUAAUCACCUCUCCAGACACAUCAAUAUUUACUUCAAGAGAAAGGAUGUGACCCAGCAGUCCCCUGUUGCUGGGAAUGUGGGGUUUGUCGUCACAACUCAGGAGAGUCUGGGCAGCAGGCCACAGAGGCGUAGUCAAAGUAACAGGGCAGCCAGGGAGAGAAGAGCAAUGGAGGACAGGGAGACAACAACACAGCAGCCUUUGGAAAAUGAAGACGAGCUUGAGACGUCAGACAGCCAGACAGAAACAAGUUCCUCCCCCCAGCCAUAUGGUAGAAUGCAGUUAUUUCACAUCAGUUCCAUUGCCACCAGGUUUGGGGAAAGUUACAGUUAUGUUGCUCAUCACAUAAACUCAUCACAUAAACACCUAAAGUCAGUGUUCGCCAAAGGUUCGGCACAGGACUUCCUAGGUUCAACUCUGGAAGAGACUCUGGAGGAUCUGGCUUCAAGCAGAGUGUCGACCAGGGGGAUGAGGAGGAGGAAAACAAUAAAAAUAAGUCACAUUGAAAGUGUAAAGGAAGCUGAAGCGGCUCAGUUAAAGACUAGUGCACCUGUAGCUCAGACCACAGCCAUUCAGAAACCAGCCAUUGAAAGUGCUGAUAUCUCCAACAACUGGGAGGGAGAGGCAGAGGGCUACCUUCACUUUUCCCAGCACGUCAACAGAUACUUUGGAGCCAAAACCGUUACAGACGAAACCGAACUACCACCACCUCAAACAGAACAUCUGGUUGCGGACAACAUGCCAAACAGUAGGACGUAUCAACAGCAGUGUUCUAUACCUUCUACCUCCAGACAUGAACAAUCACCCACAGGGCUGAAGCAGGAAGAACAACCCAUUCGUCCCAAAUCCCUUUUCCACAUUAGCAACAUCACAACCAGUUUCGGUGAGAACUAUGCAUACAUGGCUAAUUACGUCAACAGCUAUUUCAAAGGCAGCUAUGAUGCCGUGGAGGAGGAGGAGGAGUUAGAGAGAGGUCCCAUAGAGGAACGCAGGGGAGAAUGGGAGAUGGAGUAUGGAUCCGUUAGGGUCCCGAAACCACAGCCUGCUGUAUCCUUCAUGGAGUGCCUUCUCAAUCCCCGUAGUGCCAUCCCCAGCCUCCUGGGGGGAUAUCUGGGGGACUCCUGGGCUCAGAGGAACCAGGCCCAGCCUGCCUCUAUGCUCAGUGAGGCCACACUUAGAAGAAUGGUGAGUCACCUUCAACACAACCAGGAAAUGCAAAUGAUCUGUGUGCUUGCUUCUGAUUUUAGAUGAAUUUACAUUAACCAGAUUUAGCAUUGAAGUCGGACGUUUACAUACACCUUAGCCAAAUACAUUUAAACUCAGUUUUUCACAAUUCCUGACAUUUAAUCCUAGUAAAAAUUCCCUGUUUUAGGUCAGUUAGGAUCACCACUUUAUUUUAAGAAUGUGAAAUGUCAGAAUAAUUGUAGAGAGAAUUAUUUAUUUCAGCUUUUAUUUCUUUCAUCACAUUCCCAGUGGGUCAGAAGUGUACAUACACUCAAUUAGAUUUUGGUAGCAUUACCUUUAAAUUGUUUAACUUGGGUCAAAUGUUUCGGGUAGCCUUCCACAAGCUUCCCACAAUAAGUUGGGUGAAUUUUGGCCCAUUCCUCCAGACAUUGCUGGUGUAACUGAGUCAGGUUUGUAGGCCUCCUUGCUCGCACACGCUUUUUCAGUUCUGCCCACAAAUUUUUAUAGGAUUGAGGUCAGGGCUUUGUGAUGGCCACUCCAAUACCUUGACUUUGUUGUCCUUUAGCCAUUUUGCCACAACUUUGUAAGUAUGCUUGGGGUCAUUGUCCAUUUGGAAGACCCAUUUGCGACCAAGCUUUAACUUCCUGACUGAUGUCUUGAGAUGUUGCUUCAAUAUAUCCACAUAAUUUUCCUUCCUCAUGAUGCCAUCUAUUUUGUGAAGUGAACCAGUCCCUCCUGCAGCAAAGCACCCACACAGCAUGAAGCUGCCACCCCCGUGCUUCACGGUUGGGAUGGUGUUCUUCAGCUUGCAAGCAACCCCCUUUUUCCUCCAAACAUAACGAUGGUCAUUAUGGCCAAACAGUUCUAUUUUUGUUUCAUCAGACCAGAGGACAUUUCUCCAAAAAGUACGAUCUUUGUCCCCAUGUGCAGUUGCAAACCGUAGUCUGGGUUUUUUUAUGGCGGUUUUGGAGCAGUGGCUUCUUCCUUGCUGAGCGGCCUUUCAGGUUAUGUCGAUAUAGGACUCGUUUUACUGUGGAUAUAGAUACUUUUGUACCUGUUUCCUCCAGCAUCUUCACAAGGUCCUUUGCUGUUGUUCUGGGAUUUAUUUGCACUUUUCGCACCAAAGUAUGUUAAUCUCUAGGAGACAGAACGUGUCUCCUUCCUGAGCGGUAUGACUGCUGCGUGGUCCCUUGGUGUUUAUACUUGCAUACUAUUGUUUGUACAGGUGAACGUGGUACCUUCAGGCGUAUGGAAAUUGCUCCCAAGGAUGAACCAGACUUGUGGAGGUCUACAAAAAAAUGUCUGUGGUCUUGGCUGAUUUCUUUUGAUUUUCCAAUGAUGUCAAGCAAAGAGGCACUGAGUUUGAAGGUAGGCCUUGAAAUACAUCCACAGGUACACCUCCAAUUGACUCAAAUUAUGUCAAUUAGUGUAUCAGAAGCUUCUAAAGCCAUGACAUCAUUUUCUGGAAUUUUCCAAUCUGUUUAAAGGCACAGUCAAUUUAGUGUAUGUAAACUUCUGACCCACUGGAAUUGUGAUACAGUGAAUUAUAAGUUAAAUAAUCAGUCUGUAAACAAUUGUUGGAAAAAUUACUUGUGUCAUGCACAAAGUAGAUGUCCUAAGCGACUUGCCAAAACUAUAGUUUGUUAACAAGACAUUUGUGGAGUGGUUGAAAAACGAGUUUUAAUGACUCCAACCUAAGUGUAUGUAAACUUCCGACUUCAACUGUACAUGAACAUGUUUUUUGUUAUUGUAGAAUCAGAUACUGAAAUAUUGAUAUUUCCAAUAGUGUUUUGUUUUUUUUAACCUGAUUUAAUUUAACACUAACAGAGAGCAUAUCCUCCUUUAGCUCUGACUGUGAUCAUUCCUUCCUCAGGUGAUGGGCAGGAGACAGGCAGAGGAGAUGACCCGUGCUUUGGUGUUCAGUCUACAACAGGCCUUCUCGCCUGAGGCCAUCACCGAAGUUGUCGAUGAGCUCAACACACACCUCAUCCGACACCCAGGAUGCAAAGCAGUGGUCUGGCAGGUUUGUACUCAAGGAGUGUCUUUACAAGAUCAGGUACUUUAAGAGUUUGCAUAGGGCUGUGACGGUAAUUGAAUAACAGCGUAACUGACGGUUAUGGAUGAAUAAAAUAACCAUCAAAACCAUUUAAAUAGGCCUUCAUUCAUUUAUUUUUAUUUUUUAUUGACUUUAUUUUCAUGUAGAUAAACUUUAUCUAAUAGCGGGCGUGUUUACUAAUGAUUAUAGGCAAUUGUUUUUAUAACUGUGUCUACAUUUCCUCCUCUUUCCAGCUGUAGUUUGAUGUUAUUUUAUACAAUUAACGUUUUCAUUGCAGGUUGGAUGUGUCUGACUAUUCAUUAAUUAUUCAACAGCAGUCGACAAGGUUGCUCUGGCUCUGAGGCCUAUAAUGCGCUAAUGUUGUGUCAAAUGGACAAUGCGCCAAUUCCAUCCAACCUGGCAUGGUGUAAUUUGAUACGGAAUAUUUUCUUAAUUUAUAGACUAAUCAAAGCUGAUAAAUAGGCUAUGGGAUGUUGCGUGUAUUUGUUUCUAUUUUAAUGAUUGUCAAUUUCAUCUUCAUACUAUCACAUAGCUGUCUCUCUCCUCUUACUUUCCUUGUCAAUUCAUUAUCUUAUAGCCUACUUUCGUAAAGCCUUAGUUAGGCCUAGGUUUUUUAAUACGUUUUAAGAAAGGAUAAAUAUUUGCUCUUGUGUCUGACAUACGCUGGUGGCUUUGAUUGGCGGGUCCUUUUUACGGGGGUGUGCGUGUGUGAGUUCACUGAUUCUCUCUAUAGGCCUAUAUGCCCAUUCAGAAAGUUUCCUAAAGUAGCCUGUCUGGACUCCUAUCUCUUUAAUAAGAAUCAAACGCUACUGUCAUGAUUUAAUCUUGUAAAAGGCCUAUUUUCACUAAAGGCCCUUUCUCACCAACUCCGUUAUUUUCGUCCGAAUAAUUAGGAAGAAAAAAAUACAAGUACAUGUCUUGUUUAUGACGCCGUUCACACCAAUCUCAAAAUAUCAUCCUGCCACAAUCCGACAAUUAUUUAUUUGGAACAGGUUUGAUUUUUGCGUCUUUUCGCAAUGCGAAAAUAAGCUGUUGACCAAUAGAACAUGUUAUCUGGGACACUGCCACUGACAGGCCGCACAUUGACAGGUCUGUGGGUUCGUUGUGUGAAUUAAUUUCUCUCUGCCUGUUUUUUACAUUUGCAAUGCAUCAGUGCAGCAAUGUGUCAAUUUAGCCAAUGUGAUCACAUCACAGCAGAGCUAGGCUACACAUCACUCUCGCCAUUCAAACUUCCCCGCCUGUUCAUUGCCAACGCUGUCGCCUAUGUUGUAGCCAUUCAGCAAGCUAGAGGAUUGAUCGAAAUAAGUUUCAAACUAUAUUGCUGUUCAUUGUCUAUAUAUAGGCUACUCGUUCAAGAGCUAGAGAGAUAGGGAACAGUGAAGAUAGAGAGAUGUUAAAGUUAAUUAAUGUAUUAAUGCAUCAUUCAUAUAGCCUAAAUAUUAGGCUACAGUAUGCACACAGUGGCCAGUGUAUUAGGUACACCACCCGGUUUAUGAAAAUGGUUGACACUUACAGUGAGUCAUGUGGCCGUGGCUUGCUAUAUAAAGCAGGCAGAUGGGCAUUGAGGCAUUCAGUUACUGUUUGAUUGAACGUUAGAAUGGGCAAAAGGAGUGACCUAAGCGACUUUGAGCAUAGUUUGAUCGUCGGUGUCAGGCACGCCGGUUUCAGUAUCUUAGAAAUGGCCAGCCUCCUGGGCUUUUCACGCAUGACAGUGUCUAGGGUUUACCAAGAAUGGUGCUACAAACAAAAAAACAUCCAGUCACCGGCAGUCCUGUGAGCGAAAAUAGCUCGUUGAUGAGAAAGGUCGAGGGGGAAAGGCAAGAAUCGUGCAAGCUAACAGGCGGGCCACAAACAGGCAAAUGACACAGUACAACAGUGGUGUGCAGAACGGCAUCUCGGAACGCACAACUCGUCGGUCCUUGUCAUGGAUGGGCUAUUGCAGCAGACGUCGUAUCAACUAAAAACAAGAAGAAGCGGCUCCAGUGGGCACGCGAUCACCAACACUGGACAAUUGAGGAGUUGAAAAACAUUGCCUGGUCCAACAAAUCGCGGUUCCUGUUGCGUUAUGCUGAUGGCAGAGUCAGGAUUUGGCUUAAGCAGCAUGUUUCCAUGGCCCCAUCCUGCCUGGUGUCAACGGUACAGGCUGGUGGCGGUGGUAUAAGGGUGUGGCACACAUUAGCUCCCUUGAUACCAAUUGAGCAACGUUUGAACACCACACCUUGUAGAAUCCAUGCCCCAAAUAAUUCAGGCUGUUCUGGAGGCAAAGGGGGGUCGACCCGGUACUAGAUGGGUGUACCUAAUAAACUGGCCACCGAGUGUAUAUUAAAGGCCUGCUAAAGUGAAUCUAGGCGACCACCUGUGCUAUACCAACCCUUAAAAGACAGAGUGAAAAAAUGUCAGCCGGAGUUUACCCUUAUCAAUAAGUGGUUGCACAGAUUUAGCUAAAGCUCUCACAAAUUAAAAUGUAGUGUCAACAUAACCACCCAUUAGGCUAUGGACAGGUUGGCUGAUCAUUAGGCUAUGGACAGGUUGGCUGAUCAUUAGGCUAUGGAGAGGUUGGCUGAUCAUUAGGCUAUGGACAUGUUGGCUGAUCAUUAGGCUAUGGACAUGUUGGCUGAUCAUUAGGCUAUGGACAGGUUGGCUGAUCUUUAGGCUAUGGACAGGUUGGCUGAUCAUUAGGCUAUGGACAUGUUGGCUGAUCAUUAGGCUAUGGACAUGUUGGCUGAUCAUUAGGCUAUGGACAUGUUGGCUGAUCAUUAGGCUAUGGACAUGUUGGCUGAUCAUUAGGCUAUGGACAGGUUGGCUGAUCAUUAGGCUAUGGACAGGUUGGCUGAUCAUUAGGCUAUGGAGAGGUUGGCUGAUCAUUAGGCUAUGGACAUGUUGGCUGAUCAUUAGGCUAUGGACAGGUUGGCUGAUCAUUAGGCUAUGGACAUGUUGGCUGAUCAUUAGGCUAUGGACAUGUUGGCUGAUCAUUAUGCUAUGGACAGGUUGGCUGAUCAUUAGGCUAUGGACAUGUUGGCUGAUCAUUAGGCUAUGGAGAGGUUGACUGAUCAUUAGGCUAUGGACAUGUUGGCUGAUCAUUAGGCUAUGGACAGGUUGGCUGAUCAUUAGGCUAUGGACAUGUUGGCUGAUCAAUAGGCUAUGGAGAGGUUGCGUGCAUGUGUUUCUAUUUUCUAAUUGUUGUCAAUUUCAUCUUCAUGCCUACCACAGCUGUCUCUAUACAGUAUAUCCCACUUAACUUUCCUUAUCAAUUUAUAUGAUAGCCUACAUUGAUUUAGCAUUAUGCUAUAAUGUAGGCUAUUUCUUUGAUAUCCUACAGAAAUGAAUUUUACAACUUUUUUAUACAUUUUUGGGAAAGGACAAUUGUGAUUUGCUUAUGUGUCUGAGUGAGAUGCUGUCCUUUGAUUGAUGGGUCCUUUUAGGUGGGUGGGUGUGCGGGUAUGAGUUUAUGUCCGUUCAGAAAGUUUUCUAAAAUAGGCCUUCAACUCUUUAAUCAGAUUUUCUUUUUAACGGUCUCUUAUUGCAGGGUCAGCAUAUAUGCGAAGAAUGACGACAGGUUCCAGUUGUGCAUUUCCUUUCUUAUUAAAUGUGGUACAACUGAAUGAAAUAGCCAAGCUCCUUUCAUGAUUCAUCAAAUAGGAUGCAUAGCCUAUAUCCUAAUAUUUGCAUUAGUAUAUUAUUUUUCCAGUAGUAUAUGAUUUUUCUCUUAUUACUGCGUCCACUUUAAACAACAUAUGACCACAGAGAAUGACCGCAGCAGCAUUGGUGACGUUAUAUGAAUUGUUUGGAAAAGUGGAGGGAUUAUUAUUAUUAUAUUAUUAAAAUUGCAUCAGACUUUGUGUGAAUGGUUUAGUGCGUCAAAAUCGGAAUCUGUAUUUUUUCGGAAUUACUCUCCAAUCGGACAUUUCUUAAUUUGUAUACUAGACUAAUAUUUAGAGGUAAUAAUAACUUGAAUAAUAAUAAUGAAAUGCUACUGAUAAUAAUGUAGUGUAAUGGUAAUAGUGAAGUUGCAGUGAAAAGCCACGUGUCGUGUGUCGUCGCCCCCCCACCCCCAGUCACAGCCCAGAGAACCAUAAUCCAAGAAGAUUAUAGAUGAUGAUGCUUAUUUUGUGAUUUUUUUCAUCAGUCAUGUACUACUUCAAUCAUCACCUAUUCAAUAAUGUGUCUUUCAUUCCAGGAGAAAGCUGCUGUUCAGCUCUUAAGACAACGGCGAAGCCAUAGAGAAGACCAGGAACUUCAGAGUGUCAUUAGGGAAACCUUGGCUCUGAUUGGCUAUGUGGAUCCAGUCAAAGGUCGUGGAAUCCGAGUGCUCUCAAUCGAUGGUGGUGGCACAAGGUACUGAUCCUUCUCCCCAUGGUUAAAUAAUAAUAAUAAUAUGCCAUUUAGCAGACGCUUUUAUCCAAAGCGACUUACAGUCAUGCGUGCAUACAUUUUUGUGUAUGGGUGGUCCCGGGGAUCGAACCCACUACCCUGGCGUUACAAGCUAACCCACUGAAGUAUUACAAUGAACUGUAACUGUUAUAAAGGCAUACAAGCACUUUUUAUUAAAUGGUAGUAAUUUUUUUUUCUCUUUAAUCACUUUUCUGUUUUCUCUCCUGUCACUUUUCAGAGGGGUGGUGCCACUGCAGGUCCUCAAGCAGCUGGAGGCAGAAACAGGCAAGCAGGUUCACCAGCUGUUUGACUACAUCUGUGGAGUGAGCACAGGUAAGAAAAACCCUGACUCACCUACACAUCUAGGAUUCCCAAACAACACCUGAGCUUGAAUCAUUUAACCGUUGUCAUGCAAAUGAUUAGUAUUUUCCUGUCUGUUUGUCCUUCUUUUGUGUGACAGGGGCAGUGUUGGCCUUCAUGCUUGGCCUGGCCCGUUUCUCUUUAGAGGAGUGUGCGGAUAUGUACCGUCGCUUUGGCUCAGAUGUGUUCCGUCAGAAUCCCCUGGUGGGCACAGUGAAGAUGGGCUGGAGUCACUCCUACUACAGCACCGAGACCUGGGAGAUGAUACUGAGGUAUGCCAGUUUACUGUUCAGUCAAAUCAAAUCAAAAUUGUAUUUGUCACAUGUGCCGAAUACAACAGGUGUAGACCUUAAUGCUUACAAGCCCUUAACCAACAAUGCAGUUUUAAGAAGAAAAAAAAUAGUAGGUAAUAUGUACAUGUAGGUAGAGUUAAAGUGACUAUGCAUAGAGAGUAGCAGCAGCGUAAAAUAGGGGGUGUGGGGGGGGGGGGGGUGGCUACCCGGAAUGCAAAUAUUCCGGGUAGCCAUUUGAUUAGCUGUUCAGGAGUCUUAUGGCUUUGGGGUAGAAGCUGUUAAGAAGCCUUUUGGACCUAGACUUGGCGCUCCGGUACCGCUUGCCAUGCGGUAGCAGAGAGAACAGUCUAUGACAAGGGUGGCUGGAGUCUUUGACAAUUUUUAGGCCCUUCCUCUGACACCGCUUGGUAUAGAGGUCCUGGAUGGCAGGAAGCUUGGCCCCAGUGAUGUACUGGGCUCUACGCACUACCCUCUGUAGUGCCUUGCGGUCGGAGGCCGAGCAGUUGCCAUACCAGGCAGUGAUGCAACCAGUCAGGAUCCUCUCGAUGGUGCAGCCGUUGAACUUUUUGAGGAUCUGAGGACCAAUGCCAAAUCUUUUCAGUCUCCUGAGGGGGAAUAGGCUUUGUCGUGCCCUCUUCACGACUGUCUUGGUGUGUUUGGGCCGUGAUAGUUUGUUGGUGAUGUGGACACCAAGGAACUUGAAGCUCUCAACCUGCUCCACUACAGCCCCGUCGAUGAGAAUGGGGGCAUGCUCGGUCCUCUUUUUCCUGUAGUCCACAAUCAUCUCCUUUGUUUUGAUCACGUUGAGGGAGAGGUUGUUAUCCUGGCACCACACGGCCAGGUCUCUGAACUCCUCCCUAUAGGCUGUCUCAUCGUUGUCGGUGAUCAGGCCAGCCUUGCUUGAAUCAUAAUGAUGAAUUCUUGAAUUCUUAAAAUGUCAAACCAUGGUUCUGCUCUCAUGUGUUUACCGUUUGUAUUUCAUUGGACCUUCUACAGAGAGAAGAUGGGCGACCAAGUUCUGAUUAAAACAGCCAGGGAUGAGUUGAGCCCCAAGGUAAUGUCACUCUACUCACUCUGCCCUUUUCAGCCAUUGUUAAUAUUAUGUGUGUGUUACCCAUUCUUACAUUCAUAUGGUGAAAAUUGACCGUGGUGUUUUUCUAAAUCGUUGUUCAGGUGUCAGCAGUGAGCGCGGUGGUGAACUGGGGCACCAGUCCCAAGGCCUUUAUCUUCAGGAACUACAACCACAGCCCAGGCCGUCUCAGUCGCUACGCAGGGGGGUCUGGGUACCAGAUGUGGCAGGCGGUGAGAGCGUCGUCCGCCGCCCCAGGAUACUUCCAGGAAUUCCCCUUACACAGUGACAUCCAUCAGGUAAGACUUUAUUGGCUUCUACUCUCUGUUUCUGAUAGCCCAUGCUGGCUGAGACUGUGGUUGUUUAAUAGAGGUGAAAUCCGCUAUAAAAGCACUGCAUAGAUCAAGCUAAUGCCCUUAUAAUUUCUGUUGUUUGAGAGGGGUGUGGGAUUCAGGACCCUUGAUAGGAAAAAUACGUGCAAUGCUGUUAACUGUAAUAUUUUUUAGUUCAGAGUGAGAUGCCCCAUGUACAAUGAAAUUCAUUGCAUGUCAUGUGUACCAACAGUUCCUGACUCAAAAUGCAUGUCCCUUUGUAGGACGGUGGCCUCAUUCUAAACAAUCCUUGUGCCCUCGCCAUCCACGAGAGCCGUCUCCUGUGGCCCAACCAGCCUUACCAGUGUGUCCUGUCGCUAGGCACCGGUCGCUAUGACAAUGCUAAGCGGAGCCCGGGCACCUCCACCAGCCUGCGUGCCAAGAUCAACCACCUGAUCUGCAGCGCCACCGACACAGAGGGGGUCCACACCCUCCUGGACGACUUGCUGGCCCCAGACGUCUACUUCAGGUUCAACCCCAUACUGAGUGCCGAGGUAUCCCUGGAUGAGAGCAGCGUCAGGGCCAUGGAGCAGCUGCAGGCUGACACCCAGCUCUACCUGGACAGGAACAAGCCCAAGAUGGCCAGGCUGUGUAAGGUGCUGGGGCAGGAGCGCACUGCGCUGAGCCACACCAAGGACUGGGUCAGUGAGAGAGCCUGGGAGAUGCAGCAGAGCUGGGUUUGAGGGUCAUAGGUCACAGGUCACAGGUUAGGCCACACACAGGCACAGCACAGUCACAACUCGGCUCUGGAGGAGAGUGGUAGGGUUUUGUUACUCAGUGCCUGUAGUUUUAUACCCUGUUUUUAUUUUUUCAGCUUUGGAGCAAACUGUUCCUUCCUCCCAAAUGCAUACAUACACCUUUCUGUUUAAAUUACUGUGUAAGUACGUGUUUCUAUAUAUGAACACUAAAAUGAGGAAAUACAUAGAUGGAGCUCUGUUACUCUAUUGCUUUAAAAGGGCUCUGUCUGUUACUCAUGCAUUUAUGUAUGCAAAAUCAAAACUGCAUAGUAAUUUAUAUAUUCAGUGCUGUAUAUGUAUUAGUAUGAGGAUGCACUCCUUAAUGGAGUAAGAUUUACUGUGAAUCAAAUGGCUGGACUAUUGUUAAGUAUAUUUGUCUGACAUUUUCCUAUUUGUGCACUUCCAGACCUAGGAUCUAAUACUAUUUAGGGUAUUUCAAUUAGUUUCAAAGACAUUUGGAAGUAAGUAUUUAAAUAUUCUUUAUUUAAUAAGACAAGUAGUUGAUUAUUGGAAUAUAUUAGGAAAUACACUUGGAAAGUAUUUGAAAAUACUCAAAUACAUUGACUCAAAUACACUCCCAUGCAUUUAACUGAUGAAUUUGAAAAUAGUAUUUGAAAUAAGUUUUUGAAAAUACUUUCAAGAAGUAGGCUAUUUAUAGGGAAUAAUUUGAAAAUAAUUUCAAAUAAUUCCAAUAGAAGUAGUUGAUUGGGGCCACAUUAUUUGAAAAUACUCAAAUACACAGAAAAUAAAUA